GAUUCGACCAUUAAGUUAACUCUAACAUUAAGCACUCAACGGUCGACCACGGAGGGUGCACUUGGUGGAGGUUUAUACUGAUAACUACCAAAUCGUUUCCAUUUCAGCCUGGAUAUAAGGAUCAAGACUGCCAUCAACAUUUUGAAAAUUAGUACAGGUGGUCCUACGCAGCGGAAUGAGGACUUGAUCUAAACAAAUUUUGUUUGACUUUUUAUAUGUGUACAGUAUAUAUAUACUAGCACGUACUUGAGGUGCACUUCAUCAACAAUAGAAAGAUGGACGUAUCAAUAGGUCAGGUCUUGAGAAGUCUUCCAGUCACAUUGCUUUCGUGGAUUGUCUUCAUAUCAUAUAUUUCAGGUGUGUUGUGCACUCAAAGCUCCACCCUAUGUCUACAAUACUAUGACCAUGACGAGAACGUUGUGCCGAGGAUUGACUGCCCUUCGUACUACAACGAAACGAAAAAGAGUUUUGACAUUGAGGUCUGUUGUGGUGGCUGCUUUAGAAGAUAUUGCUGUAAGGAAUUCAGCAAACAAGUAGACCAAGAUAGCUGCAAAAACCACCUUAAUCCAAAGUCUAAUUACCUUCCAGUUGGACUCAUCGUGGCCUGUCUAAUAGGAGCCUUAGCGAUGGUAGUCGGCUGUUUCCUUUUUGCGUCAUUUUACGAAAGUUGUCUGUGCUUUAAAGGAAAAGGACUCAAAGAGAGGCGUAUGCAACGCCCUCCCCCAGUGCACAAGAGGCGCAGAAAGUUAAGGGAGCUGCGAUACGAGCGCCCCCCAGGACCAGACGUGACGAUGCCUAGAUAUGCACUCCCUGCAAUGCACCCGGAUGUAGAGGCCAACCCUAACUCCGAACAGUGUUAUAAUCACAGCACAAAUUUCCAGGAAACGGUUCCUCUGUUUCCACUCACGGAUGUUUCUCCCUACAGCGAGACUAUUGAUAAUGAACAUAACGAAGUAGAAAAAGAGAAACAUAAACCACGUAUUAAGAAAACUAAAGAGCCUGACGACACGAUACGUCUCACAGAACUGCCAGACGACACCCAUGACGGACGUAAUGAUGAACCAGACCAUUCUGGCGUGGUUCCAAGAGGCAGGGCGCCUCAGGGGGAUCGGGGGUCACAAAGGGAUCAACCUCCCAAUGUUGAAAGCAUGAACCAAGAAAUUGCACCAAACGAUGAGGGGCCUCCACCGUACGAACAAGUAGGCAACCAGCAUGCGCCACAACACCGUGAGAACCAGCCGUCUUCUCCGAUACUAGGUGUGCUUUAAAUAACAGCGUUUGAGAGACCAAAUUUCAAUAAAAAAAACUCCCAUGUUCAGUCAAGUCCACCGCAAACUAUGUGAUAACUGAUAAUAACAGACCAUUGUCAAGGUCUUAACGGAUGUAUUUGAGUAUAUCUGGAGUAUAAUCUUUAUGGUCAGCGUGGUUAUGAGGGUAACUGCCCAGUGCACUCUGGCAAGGGUAACGGAAACGUCUCAUUUUUGCAUUUUCAAAAGGGUUACACUAGUAAUUCCCAGAAGAAUCAGUAUUAUGCUGUAUGACUGAAGAUGAUGAGAUGGGUUAUUCAGUUUCACAUGGUUCCACAUCAGCUACCUAAGUAAGACUGAGUACGGAGGUCAUAUCAAAGUGUUUUCCAUCUGUUACGGAUGCUCGUUUAUAUCCAACAUUUAUAGACCCGUCAACGUAACCAUGAAACUUGUCUUCAUUCCAUAAGAGAUUUUAAAUUAAUAUUUACAUUAUUUUUCAAAGCGUAUUUCACUCAUUGUUUGGUGAAUCAUAUCGUGUGUUGAAGACACGACAUCGCCUUUACUGUCUUCGUUUGUUUAUUUUUUAAAAUUUCAAUUCAGGGUGGGUUUAUGUACUUAUUGGUCCCCCUGGUCAUUUUACAGUGAAUUGUACUGUUGCGACGUAGAUGUGCCUUUAGUUGCACUUGUUGUGACUGUAUUUUCGGGACAGCAAGCACAAUUGUGAAAGAAAGAGAAGUUCAGUAUAUCACUCAUGCUUUUUGCACAAAGACAAUUUGGUACACUGUGAAUGCACAGUUUUAACUGUGCAUCUGAAAAGAUGUGAGCUAUGAGAAUUUGUACAUUUGAUACAUUUGUAAAAUAUCAUUUAAACAUCUUAUCCGAAUCUCAGAGAGUUUUUAUUUCGAUUUUGUACGUGGUUGUCAGGUGUGUUCUUUUCCACAACUGAAUAAUUAUGUGUGUUCAGAAGGCGUGCGAGAGAGAGGGCCAGACCCCCAAAAUUUUAAGAGUGUUCUUCGUUACUUAACCUUAUAUUAUACAAUUUUCAAAUUAUUUUUCAAAACCCAGCGAUGCGUGUAACAUUAUACCCGGUAUCAGGUUAUCUGCACAGCUCUAACUAAAUAGACGU
This is a messenger RNA of Lingula anatina, 2373 nucleotides long. RefSeq lists its product as uncharacterized. Lineage: Eukaryota; Metazoa; Brachiopoda; Lingulata; Lingulida; Lingulidae. The record is from RefSeq and is a predicted model, not a curated record.